GUUCAAUCUUAAUACAAUAAUAAUUUGUUGAUGAAAAUGAACAAAGUUACUACCUGGUUAAAUACUGCAAAUAAUAAUUAUUCUGUAUACUUUCGACUCUUUUUACUAGUGAAAAAUGAUUAAGACAUCCAGAGGAAUUUUGUCUGCCGACAAAAUCGUCCACAUUCAUCUAUUUCUGCCUGACUUUCAAGAGCAAGUUCUACGGUUGUAAUGAGGAUCUGCACAAAGAGAUGUGGUGUGUAUGUGUUCGCGUCCUUGAUGCUGCUUUACUCGCUCGUGCAUAUGUGCAUGUUCAUGAUGGUUUUCUUUCACCAUAACUCGGAACCAGACUGGAUAGUUUUGUUCAAACUUGUUUGUGAUUUCAUACUGCUACCAUCUUCGAUACUACUUCUAAUAGCAAUUGUCAAGGUGAAUGAAGGACAACCUGACGAUAAUGUUGAUUAGUGAAACCAUGUACUUUUCCACAUCCAUAGGGUUUUUGCUCUACGCAGUCAUUUUCGUGAUAUUGUUCAUAAAGCGGCAAGAAUUUGGUACCCCCUUCAUUUCAUUUAUGGCGCAACGAGUUUUCUUCUUUGCCGCCGAGUAUUUGGGAUCUAUCAACUUACACAAGUACCGAAGUACGGUUCAGCCAAACGGCGACGAAGAUGAUUGGUGUUGCCCCAAACCAGAUUUUUCCAAAUCAGGAGGGAAGUAUAACAUAUCAAAAGAUUUCUCGGCGAAACCUAGUAGAGAACAAAUCAUCCCUCUCCAGCUGUCAUCUAGGAAUCUGGCAGACUCUUGCAGUAUUGAAAGGAGACUUGCCGGGAGCCACAUAGCAGAAAUGAACGAACCCGGCCAACGUCCUCCAUACCCUCCACCGGUGUCAAACCCAGACUUUAAACCUGCAAAAAUGCCGGAAUCAAAAAAAAAGAAUGACUACUUAGUCAUGAAAAACGCCCCUUCGGCCUUGAAAUUUUUGAAGCCCUGUCCACGGACGACUGCUGGAUUCGCUGCUCCGACCCAGUUUACAGGCCAGGAAUGUUUCAAAACCCUCGAGGGCGGACGAUCGCCGGGAACGGGUGGUUUUGGAAGUUCGGUAAAAUAUACAGGCUAUCCUCCGGUAAGAGGUUGCCAAAGCUGCGGAACUCCCGGAGGUCAGACCUGGCAGUCGAAAGGUACGCUCAGGUUCACUAGCGGGCGUCCCAUUAGCGCUGCUGAUCUUGAAGGGAUCAGGAACAUCCGAGGCCUCGGAAUCGGUUUCCCAGGAUCUCUGGGACUGUGUAAGGACAUGCCGGGACCAGGGACCUACGGAGGAACAUACACGGCACGGCAAACACCGGCCAAAGGAGCGACCAGCGUUCCUAAGUGCUUCUAAAAAAUCUCACUUUACGAAGACCAUUGUUUGGCAGAGAAGUAUCACGACAGCUUUGUUAUUUUCAACAAUACAUUUUUAUUCUUAUAUUA
Messenger RNA from Cimex lectularius (bed bug), 1443 nucleotides. RefSeq lists its product as uncharacterized. NCBI's taxonomy places the organism in Eukaryota, Metazoa, Arthropoda, Insecta, Hemiptera, Cimicidae. The transcript has 4 exons. Bases 413 to 1354 code for a protein of 313 amino acids. The record is from RefSeq and is a predicted model, not a curated record.